CAUUCACAUAAAAUAAUAUAAUUUUACAUACAUAUGGCACUUAUACCUGCUUACAGGCGACCCGAAGCAGGCGACCACAUCUACUGUCGAAGACAGGGAGGACUAUACGAUCACCAUGGAAUAUAUGUGGGCGACGACAUGGUGGUUCAUCUCCAAGGAAAAGGAAAGAAACUUGGUGCGCCAUCUGAAUGCAACAAAUGUGGAAACAAGCGAUUCAUCAAUGGCGAAAUAGCCAAAGUAUGCAUCGAUUGUUUCCUCCAAGGAGAAACAGUUGAGAUCUAUGAGUAUGGAGUUCCUUUAUUUAUAGUCACUACCAGAAAACUCGGCACCUGCUCUAGCGUCCCGUCCAAGCCUCCCCAUGAAGUUAUCGAGGCCGCCGUCUAUUACCUCGAAAAAGGGUUUGCCCCCUACGACCUGAUCUCAAACAAUUGCGAGCACUUCGCCGUGUAUUGCAAGACAGGAAGGGCCAUAAGCCUCCAGGUUGUGCGCCCUAUUGUUAACCCAUGUAAUAUAAUGUAAUAAAUUUUUGUUUGGUUUUGUAUUAAAAAACUCUACUAAUAUAGUCCUAAAUAAAUUAAAUAUAUUAUGUCAAA
Molecule: messenger RNA, 593 nt
Organism: Hibiscus syriacus
Lineage: Eukaryota; Viridiplantae; Streptophyta; Magnoliopsida; Malvales; Malvaceae
Product: lecithin retinol acyltransferase-like
Exons: 2
Coding region: 34-519 (161 amino acids)
Source: RefSeq, a predicted model, not a curated record